Messenger RNA from Nematolebias whitei (Rio pearlfish), 1222 nucleotides. Its product is annotated as polyhomeotic-like protein 2. The transcript is spliced from 7 exons. Gene Ontology annotation, cellular component: nucleus; PRC1 complex. Gene Ontology annotation, molecular function: protein binding; zinc ion binding. The coding region runs from base 186 to 1031 and encodes 281 amino acids. NCBI's taxonomy places the organism in Eukaryota, Metazoa, Chordata, Actinopteri, Cyprinodontiformes, Rivulidae. The record is from RefSeq and is a predicted model, not a curated record.
CUCGCCGAUCCAGGCGGGCGGAGUUUAAAAGUAAAUGAAAGCGUUUGUUUGGUUUGGAGCCACUGAACAAAGAGCUUUUCUUCUCAACCAUUGUUGUUACGGAGCGGGGCGCCUGGUCGGGACGGUUCAACUACGACUACUGACCGAAGGUCGCAGAAAAGGGAGGGGCGGCCUGUGCUCCAGCCAUGACCUCUGGGAACGGGAGCACUGCCAGCAGCCAACACGAUGGAGGGAGUAAACCCGCCCAGCAGGCCCCAGACAAGUCCCACAUCCUCACCCACCUGAUCGGAGGCUUCGUUAUCCAGGAGGGAGCCAAACCUUUUCCUGUGGAGCACCCGUCUUUCUCCAUAGAGCGUCUCAGGAGACGAGCAGCAGACGCCAAGAUGGACGCCCUCGCAUCAAAGGAUCUGAAGGCUCCGCCGGAGCCCACGCUGACCUGCGAGCUCUGCGGGAAGGUGGACUUCGCCUACAUCUUCAAAAGGUCCAAGAGGUUCUGUUCUACAGUUUGUGCCAAACGAUACAACGUGGGCUGCACCAAGAGGAUGGGCCUCUUCCCGAACCGGAAGACCACCCUGGAAUACCUGAAGAAACAACGAGCCCUGAACGGGAACCACAAGACCACUGCUCUGGAGUCCAAAAAGAAGAAACCUCCUCCUCCUGCUGCAGCGCCUCCUGCUGGCCACUCCGUGCACCCCGCGCACGGCGACUCCAGUCAGUGUUCGGACCUGUCCGGCUGCAAGACGUCCCCUCUGUCGGCCCCCCCGUGGGCUCACAGUCCGGGCUCGGACCUGCCCCUGCUGCCCCACGCCUUCCUGCCCAGCGACCCGGGUCAGUGGAACAUCGAGGACGUCUACGAGUUCAUCUCCUCGCUGCCAGGUUGUUUGGAGAUCGCCGAGGAGUUUCGCUGUCAGGAGAUCGACGGCCAGGCGCUGCUGCUGCUGAAGGAGGACCACCUCAUGGGAACCAUGAACAUCAAACUGGGCCCGGCGCUCAAAAUCUUUGCUCAGAUCAGCAUGCUGAAAAACUGGUAGCUCACCGUGCACUCAGACCUCCUCCACAGGCAGCUCCCGGACAGACGGGACUCGCUCAGGAUCUUUGGAUUGUGGUCCCGACCGCCCGACCUCAACUUCUACACUUCAGGAAUCAUGGAGUCCACGGCUGGGCCGUCUUCUGUAGGCUGUAGUUUUCAUAGACCGGUAGGUUUUCUUCUGGUUUCAGGUCC